Molecule: messenger RNA, 2212 nt
Organism: Amoebophrya sp. A25
Lineage: Eukaryota; Dinophyceae; Syndiniales; Amoebophryaceae
Source: the annotation of a GenBank genome assembly
AAGCAGUAACCGUUCUGGGUCUUUCCUGCUGUUGUUUAUCCAGUACUAUGGAUUUUUCCACAUCCAUCUCGGAUCGCGAGGCGGAGCUUCAGGGGCAGCGGAAAAACCAUGUUUUCAAUUGCGUUCCCCGUUUCCUGUGCGAUUUGAUGGUUGUAUCCGUUUUAUUAAUGCUGCUGUGGAUGUUCUUCUUCGUCGCCGAGAAAGACCAGAUGAUAAGCCCAGUUGCGCGAAAGGCAAUAUUAUCGUUGGGUCUCUGCUCUUCAUCGUCUUGUCGACCCUACAUUUUGCGCUCCUUCGCCGUUGCGUAUACAGGAAGCUCUGCGGAGGUUUACUGUGCUGCAGGGAUCUAUUCGGGUAUGAUGAAGUACGCCGUAAUGAUGAACAUAGCCGACGUGGUCACGCUCUGGCUGGAAAACAGGAGAUGCUUCUGAUGUCGUGGGACUCCUACUUUUUUAGUGGAGGCUGAUACUCUGGCUGAAAAUGGCGUUGGUAGCGGCGCUCCAGUAGCAGAAAUUUCCACCUCGGGCGUUGAGAACAACGAUAAGGCGAGGUCGACGCUACGUGUCCUAGCCCAUCACUUCUACUCGCCGACCCAAGAAUGUUGCCUCGGUUGCUGUCUCGGUUGUGGCACGGUCAAGCGAGUCUCACCGCCAGAAGGCGAUCAAGAGGAAAUUUAUUGUAACUGGAUAAAUGUGGGAUGGAUGUUUGCCGUGCUUGCGGGGUUCGGUUUGCUGUUCGUCGUGAUCCUUUUUGUUGUCUUCGUAGUGGUAGCCGCGAGCGGCGGCACGAAGAACCGAAAAUGGGCUGGCUAAAGGCCUGGAUCCGCGGUUUUUCGAAGCGGCGGUUCCUCUACAUCUUCCUCCUCUAAUGCCGCUGCCACAUAAAGAAAACUCCGAGUCCGACAAUAGUACAUUAUACCAUAUAGAAACGAAACAGUUCACUUUGCUGCAGCUGCUCUAAACUUUUUUUCACUCAUAUGGAACCCUUUCCCCCUGUUUUUUGAUAAUACUUGCUGGAUGCUGCGGUGCUCGUCUAUGGUACUCUACCUCUAGAUGUUGUUCCAUCAUUCUAGCACUGUUCUCUCCGCUUCAAAGCUCAUUUCGUCUUGCAUUCGACUAGGCUUUUGGUGUUGGCAUACCUAAGGCAACGGCAAGUUAUUCUGCCAAGCAGAUGAAGUGCUAAAUUUUGCAGAUUUUCGUGGGGCGUUUAAGGUUCCGCCAUACUAUAUAUGUACCAGGGAGGGAGGCCCCCCCCCCCCUGUGGAUGGAUCUGGGGUGGACCACGCCAGAGGGGUCCAGCCUUGCCACCUUAUUGGCCAGGCCUGUCGAGGGGCUGCCGGGCGGGAAGGCCUCAAAGCGCCCACUUCUGACCCCUUCCCGCUCCUUGCAUGUACCCUACAGACCUGGCAAAGGCAGGGCCCCGCUGGCUUGUUGCAUGUACCCGACAGACCUGGCAAAGGUGGCAAAGGCCGGGCCCCGCUGCCUUGUUGCAUGUAUCCACCGACCCGGCAAAGGGGGCAAAGGCAGGGCCCCGCUGCCUUGUUGCAUGUAUCCACCGACCCGGCAAAGGAAGCAAAGGCAGGGCCCCGCUGCCUUGUUGCGUGUACCCUACAGACCUGGCAAAGGGGGCAAAGGCAGGGCCCCGCUGCCUUGUUGCGUGUACCCUACAGACCUGGCAAAGGUGGCAAAGGCCGGGCCCCGCUGCCUUGUUGCAUGUACCCUACAGACCUGGCAAAGGGGGCAAAGGCGGGAACCCACCCCCUUGGCGUAGGGUUGGGCACACGCAACACGACAAGAGGGCCCAGCCUUUGCCACCUUUGCCAGGUCUGUAGCGUACAUGCAAGAAGCGGGAAGGGGUCAGAAGUGGGCGCUUUGAGGCCUUCCCCCCCGGCAGCCCCUCGAAAAGAGGGGCCGGGGCUGGGAGGCCCCCCCCCCUCAAAAAGUUAGAUCGGGGGGGGGGGCCUUCAGCCCUGAGUCCUGGAACAUAUAUAAUAGUAUCUGAUACUAAAUCUUCGAGCUUCAAACACCAACUCGUCAUGUCCUGAGGUGAGCAAAGGCGUCAAGUUGGCGCGCUCCGUCGCCUAUAGUUUCUUCGAAACGUGAUGAUGGCUGAUGAUAAUGAUGGGCCGGCGAACUACGCAUUACCAUUAUGCGAUUCUCAUCGGAUGGUAGCUCAAUAGCUCAAUUCCUUCAUUGGAGUACACUUGUCCCAG